This is a messenger RNA of Myotis daubentonii (Daubenton's bat), 817 nucleotides long. RefSeq names its product single-pass membrane protein with coiled-coil domains 2 (gene SMCO2). The transcript has 7 exons. The coding region runs from base 1 to 753 and encodes 250 amino acids. The record is from RefSeq and is a predicted model, not a curated record. NCBI's taxonomy places the organism in Eukaryota, Metazoa, Chordata, Mammalia, Chiroptera, Vespertilionidae.
AUGGAGGAUGAUAAGACCCGAUAUCUGAGUCAGAACAUAUUUUUCCAGCUAAACCACUGGAAUACACAGAUGGGUCUACAAGUGAAAGAACUCGGAGAUGAUCACAUGGGCUGGAUGAAGAAAAUUAACAGUAUUAUACAAAAAGUAACCCUAUCAGAAAGCACAGUGAAGAGCUUGUUAAGUGAGGUGAUGUCUUUGGAGGGCCAAAUUGAAAAGCUGGAGUUACACCAGGGCCGUGACCCUGACAAGGGGGAAAACAUCAAGGAGAAGAUUGUGGAAAUUAAAAAGCAACUAGGAGAAAUGGAUAACAAAUUUGUCCAGGUUGAUUCUUGUAAUGAAGCUCAUGAAUUAAAGGAGAAACUCGUUGCAAAAAUAGAGAACUUCUGCAAGGACAUGACUGUGAUGAGUAAAAGACUGGGGAUGUACCCAGUGAGAGAAGAGCACACAAACUCUUGGAGUCCUGAAGACACGGGUAGGGAAGAAAUGGAGCAUCUGCUUCUUCAGGCUCCCCCGACCCCUUCAGUGCAGAACUCCCCUCCUCGCAGUACCUUGUGGAAACGUGCACUGAGGAUUUUCAUCAUAUUUUAUGCCCUCACCUUCACUGUACUUUCAUGUUACAUAUUAUUUUUUGAUGUCACGUUUAUCUUUGAAAGCGUGCUCCCUACAAUGCUUGGGCGCCGCAGAACAUGGGAACUACGGGAGAUUAUUGUGCCUUUCUUAAAUUUGGAAGUGGAAGACUUGUUACCCUCCUAAAGAUACAGAAAUUGCUGUUACACUACUGACUUUCUCCCCAAUAAAAUUCUGGCUGUUCUUGUGU